Bombina bombina (fire-bellied toad) is the source of this 3738-nucleotide messenger RNA. RefSeq names its product complement C3. Lineage: Eukaryota; Metazoa; Chordata; Amphibia; Anura; Bombinatoridae. Gene Ontology annotation, cellular component: extracellular region. The coding region runs from base 1 to 3738 and encodes 1245 amino acids. The transcript is spliced from 30 exons. The record is from RefSeq and is a predicted model, not a curated record. Gene Ontology annotation, molecular function: endopeptidase inhibitor activity.
AUGACCUCAACAGCAUCACUAGACUCCUGGUCUAGGAUACCUCUUAACAAACUCCCUCCUGAAUCUAGAGGGAAGCAAUAUGUUAGUGUUCAAGCAGUCGUUUCAGGAGUCUUUGAUUUAGAAAAGCCCAUACUGCUUUCACCAAACCCAGGAAACAUCUUCAUCCAGACUGACAAACCUAUCUACACACCAGAUAAUCGAGUGAAUUACAAGAUCUUCUGCACUGACCACAACAUGCAACCGAUUAGUCAAAGUGUUAUAAUCCAAAUACAGAAUCCUGAUGGCAUUAUUAUAAAUCAGAAUACAGUAAUGCCCAGCAAUGGUGUUAUCUCAAAUAACUAUCUAAUUCCUGAAUUGGUAAUUUUUGGUACCUGGAAAAUAGUGGCAAGAUUUCAAGAUAAAGUUCAGGCUGAAUAUACUGCAGGAUUUGAAGUAAGAGAGUAUGUGCUUCCAGCAUUUAACGUUGAACUGACAACAGAACAGAACUAUUUUCACUAUAAGGCUGAAAAACUCACCAUCCUCAUUACUGCUAAACAUCUGUUUGGAGAGCCUGUAGAUGGAUAUGCGGUGGUAUUGUUUGGCAUUUACAAGGAUUCCAUGAAGGCCAUACAUGGCUCCCUGCAAAAAGUACAGCUAGAUGAUGGAGUUGGAGAGGCAGUUCUGUCCAAGGAUGUUCUAACAAAAGAAAUUAGCAACACUGAUGAGCUUAUUGGUGCUUCAAUUUAUGUAAAUGUUACAGUCUUCUCAUCUGGUGGUGAUUACGUCCAGCAACAGAAAACAGGAAUUAAGAUUGAAUCAUCACCGUAUACUAUUGAAUUUGUCAGAACCCCAAGUUACUUCAAACCUGGCAUUCCUUUUAAAUUUGGGGUCUAUGUCACCAAUCCUGACAAGACGCCAGCAGCACAAAUCAAGGUUAUUUGUACAACUUGUAAAAACUCUGGUGUCAGUGGCAGCACUUCUCCAGAAGGACUGGCAUUCUUAAACAUUAACCCAGAUAUCAGUGAUAGCCAGCUAGCUAUAGGGGUCAGCACUGAUGACAAAAACUUGGAUAAGAACCAACAAGCAAAAGCACAGAUGUCUGCUUCAGCAUACACGCCUUUAUUAUCUUUAAAAAAUUUCUUGCAUAUUGAUGUUAAAACAACAGUUAUCACAGAUCAUGUGGAUGUGACUUUAAUGAUCAGGAUUGAUCCCAUAAUGAAUAAAGAUGCAGUCAAAUAUGUCACAGUUCUGGUUGUAAGCAAAGGAAAGAUUUUGCAAACAAUAAUACAGAAGAAAUCUCCUGGAACAGAGAUUAUAGCUUUAAGAAUUGAUGUGACCCGUAACAUGCUUCCUUCUUUUCGACUUGUGGGCUACUAUUACUUGCAGAUGGAAGGAAAUGUUUUUGACAUAGUCUCAGAUUCUGUUUGGGUGCAUAUGAAAAGAACUUGUAUUGGUACUCUAAACGUGAAAUCGAAGACAGAUCAAGUUAAACCCUAUAGUCCCCAACAAAUUGUAGAACUUAUUUUGUCUGGGGACAAUGGAGCGCAAGUGGAGCUUGGUAUAAUAGACAAGGCUGUCUUUGUGUUGAACAACAAAAAUAAGUUAACGCAGAAUAAGAUUUGGGAUACAGUUGAACAAAGCGAUAUUGCAUGUACUGCUGGGAGUGGAGCUAAUUUUUUGGGAGUUUUUCAUGAUGCUGGACUUGAUUUUACUGCCUCUAAUAGAGCUGAGACCCCUUCUAGAAAAGACAUUCCCUGUGAUCCAGAAAAACCUGUCCGUAGCAAGCGUGCAAUCGAGAUGUUGGAAGCAAAACAAAAAAAAGUAAAUGGGUCCCCUGAUCAUUUAAAGUCAUGCUGUGCUGCUGGGUGGCAAAAAAGCCCUAUGGGACUGUCCUGCAUCAAGAGAAAGGAACAUGUGAACAUGGAGAAGGAAUGUGUUGACUUAUUUUUUGAGUGCUGCGAACUUGCAGAAGAACUGAGACGGAAAUAUGAGGAGGACCCAGAACUAGGAAAAUCGAAUGAAGAGGAAUGUAUUGAGUGCGUAUCAGACAAUGUUAAAGUCAGGACAAAUUUUAAAGAAAGUUGGCACUGGCAGCGGAUUACUCUCAGUGAGGGUUCCUCCAAAGAUGGGAUUGCUGAGAAACUAUUACAAUUAUUUUUUCCUGAUUCCAUCACCACUUGGGUGUUGCAAGCAAUCAGCAUCCACAAAGAUAAAGGUGUUUGUGUGGCAGAUCCUUUUGAGAUGGUUGUUUUUCAGAGUUUCUUUGUUGAUCUGAGGUUGCCUUACAGUGUUGUCAAAAAUGAGCAAGUACAGAUCCGAGCUGUGAUCUACAACUAUUCAGAUAAAGACAUUCAGGUUGUAAUAACAUUCCCUUUCAAGGAAAAUGUGUGUAGUUUGGCUAACAAACACAAGAGUUAUCAGCAGACAGUGUCAGUGCCAAAAAAAAAGUCAAGGGUGGUGAAAUAUGUUAUAAUUCCGUUGAAAGAAGGAAACGUUGAAAUUGAAGUAAGAGCUGAUGUGAAGGGCGAGCUUGUUUCUGACAGAGUCAAGAAAAACCUCAAUGUAAUGCCAGAAGGAAAAGUAAAGAGGAUCAAGACAUUUAGUCAUCUUCUAAAUCCAGGAGGUAGAAGCCUGGUUAUACCUAUCACGGCACCAGCCUUAGAAAGAAUGGUGCCCGGCAGCAUUGCUGAAAACUUUAUCAGCAUUCAAGGAGACCUUCUGGGUGAGACUUUACUGGGCACCUUAGAUGAUACUUACCUUGGAAGACUGAUAUAUGUUCCUAGUGGAUGUCCAGAACAGAAUAUGGUCCAUAUUACUCCUAAUGUAAUUGUGACUCGUUACUUAGAUUCCACUAUGAAAUGGAAAGUUAUCGGAGCAGAAAAAAGAAAGAGAGCUAUUGAAAAUAUUAAAACUGGAUACAGCACACAGCUGAGUCAUCGCCUGGCAGAUCAUUCAUUUACGGGUACGACAUGGUUAACUGCCUAUGUGGUCAAAAUAUUUGCUCUGGCUAGCUCACUGAUGCACAUCGAUGAAACUAUGCUAUGUAACGCUGCUUCCUGGUUAACUACAAGACAAAAAAAUAGUGGAUGGUUUGAAGAGAGAGGAAAAGUGUACGCUCGAUCAAUGCAGGGUGGAUUCGUUGGAGCAGAAAAUGAUGCAUCACUUACAGCAUUUGUUGUCAUUGCACUCCAUGAAGUGGACAAGAAAUGUUCAAUACCAGCCAUAACCAAUGCCCUAAGAAGGGCUGAAAAAUAUCUGGAAAACCAACUGCCAAUUCUAAAACAAACUUACAGUGUUGUCAUUUCAUCAUAUGCCUUGUCUUUGGUUGGGAACCUUAAGGGAUCAGACAUAAUUGACCGUUUUGUAAGCAAAGAUGGUUCAUAUUGGCCCGUGGAUAAUGAUGAUACUUCUCUGUUUACGGUGGAGGCCACAGGAUAUGCUCUUCUACAGAAACUGAAACUGAAAAAAUAUGACCAAGCACGUCAAAUUGCAGAAUGGCUUGUGGGAAGAAGAGAAUUUGGAGGAGGUUAUUCUUCUACCCAGGCCACAGUUGUUGCAAUGGAGGCACUGGCACAAUUUGAAAUGAAUAUUCCAAAAGAUGAUACCAUUAAUUUAGACAUUCAGAUUUCAGUAGAAGGAAGAGCCUCUCCUGUUCCAUACACAAUUACAAAAGAUGAUGCAUAUGUGCAGAGAACCAGUAAGGACUGGAGUUACCUCCAUAAUAUGGUUGCAAGCAAUCUUCCCCAAAAUACUGGAUAA